AAGAUGGCGCUCGUGGCUAUGCUGAGAGUGCAGCGUGAAGCUGCAGUUCUGCCAUCACUCAAGAUGGCUGCCCCCAUCAAGAUGACCGGGGUGUGCCGGGGGGAAAGGGGCAGCUUGAUGGUCUGAGAUGGUCUAGCGUCGGACCAUGUGGAAGUUCCUGGGACUGGGGAACCAGAUGAUGGGGGGUGGGGCCCGGGGUGGCUAGAGGGAGCAGUAGCUUCUUUCCCCAGGCCAACCCUCCCUCCCUGUCUCUGGACUAACAUGGGGAACACGCUGGGCCUGGCACCGCUGGGGACUUUGCCCCGCCGGAGCCCGCGCCGAGAGGAACCUCUACCCAACCCUGGGAGCUUCGAUGAGCUGCACCGGCUCUGCAAAGAUGUCUUCCCAUCACAGAUGGAGGGAGUGAAGCUCAUUGUCAACAAGGUGCUGAGCAGUCAUUUCCAGGUGGCUCACACCGUGCACAUGAGUGCCCUGGGUUUGCCCGGCUAUCACCUCCAUGCAGCCUAUGCAGGGGACUGGCAGCUUAGCCCUACGGAGGUGUUCCCCACCGUGGUAGGGGAUAUGGACAGCAGUGGCAGCCUCAACGCCCAGGUCCUGCUCCUCUUGGCAGAGCGGCUCCGAGCUAAGGCUGUCUUCCAGACUCAGCAGGCCAAGUUCCUGACAUGGCAAUUUGAUGGCGAGUAUCGGGGAGAUGACUACACAGCCACUCUGACCCUAGGGAAUCCCGACCUGAUUGGGGAAUCAGUGAUCAUGGUCGCUCACUUCCUGCAGAGCCUCACUCAUCGGCUGGUGCUGGGAGGAGAGCUAGUGUACCAUCGGCGGCCGGGCGAAGAGGGGGCCAUCUUGACACUGGCCGGGAAGUACUCGGCUGUACACUGGGUAGCUACAUUGAAUGUGGGCUCAGGUGGGGCCCAUGCAAGUUACUACCACAGAGCAAAUGAACAGGUUCAGGUUGGAGUGGAGUUCGAGGCAAACACAAGGCUCCAAGACACAACCUUCUCCUUUGGUUACCACCUGACCCUGCCCCAGGCCAACAUGGUGUUUCGAGGCUUGGUGGACAGUAACUGGUGUGUAGGUGCUGUGCUGGAGAAGAAGCUGCCCCCCCUGCCGGUCACCCUGGCCCUCGGAGCCUUCCUCAAUCACUGGCGCAACAGGUUCCACUGUGGCUUCAGCAUCACCGUGGGCUGAGCUUGUCCCUGAGCCGGCCCCACGGCAGCUGGAACCUCUGAGUUGGGUGCCCCACGGCUCGAGCUCAUCCUGCUGGGUUGCCUCUCGAUCCCAGGAGCAGAGUGGGGCUCAGGACCAUGCCCUCCUCAGAACUGGGGCUGCCACAGGGGCAGCCGAUGAGGCGGUGGCUUGAGGAUUUCCCCUUGGCCACCAGCCUCACUUUCAUCUUCCCCGUGCUCUUGUGGCUCUGGACUAAGGGAGAGGGAUUAAGAGGAGUGUCGGACUGAAUCCCAGCCUCCUUCCUUCCUCGCUUCCCUGAGCAUUCAAGCUCUGGAUCUCUUGCUCUUCAGAGCAGAGAAGUCUGCCUGGGGUUAGCUCCCCAAUGCUGGGAAAAGUGGGGCUGAAAGGCUAAAUCUUUGGCCUCAGAAAGUGGGGGCCACCCUUCCCCAGAAGGAGCUUUCUUCUUAGUUCGAAGACUUCCUCCUUCCCUAUCUUCUGUGCUUCCAGAGAACAACGUUGUCUCCAUGGCCCCCCGACACCCCCCGACCGCAUGAAGAGGCAGAUAUUGCUUUAGUCUUUCAUUGCAACCACUGGGCUCCCUUUGCACUGGCCCCAGCCUUGUCCCCUCUGCAGUCCAGCAAGUCCAGGUGGGCUGGGGGAGAAGGUGAGCCCGGCCUCAGCUGCAGAUCUCCUGGAGCAGUGGCAUCAUGGCCAGCAGUCCCUGGAUGCGCUGUAUUUGAUACCAGUAUGCGUCGUUGAUGCUCCGAAGCUCGGCCAACAGCCCCAGCAGCUUUGCGUACAGAAACCUUUGGAAGAAGUAGUGGGGUCACCAGGGAAAGAGGAGGAAAAUAAGGCAACUGGGAGUCUUAUCCUAAGGCCCUGCCCCUCAGUGAAGCUGGGGCUGAGCCUGAGAGAAAAUCAUGCUCUGGUGUGACAAAUUCAUCAGAAAUUAAUUACACAGGUCCCCAACAGGCCUCUGUCUGAUGGCGUCUUCUCUCACUAUGGCUGGCUCUUCCUGGCCUCAGAGCUCGGAGGGCCAGGCAUGAAGAGAGUCCAGAACUUUCUGUGCUGUGGAAUCUGAGGGUCUGGCCUUCUAGAAUGCAUUCUAGAAGGUGGAUGUGUUCCAUGGUGUAGAGCAUCCCUUUCUGGCCAAAUUGGCUCAUUGAGGAAUGCGCAAGAACAGAAGUGGCACGUACCUCAGAGCCUGGGUUGAUCAUGGACUGCUGGGAGAGGGAAUGGCUUUGGCUGUGAAACGAUGACCACAACUUCAAGGGCAAUGAGAAAAGAAAGGAGUUGGCCCAUUGAAGAGGAGAGGCAGGGCCAAGGGAAAGAGUAGCCAGGACUCUUAGAAGUGUCUGGAGCAGUUGGAGUGGGGAGGGGAGGGGUGUCAUCAGUCUCAGGAAUGCGGUCAUAUGGAGCGUGUGAGCUACUACUUUGCAUCUCUACUGAAUAAAAACAUCUGGAAAAAGUGAAAUCAAUCAGCCGUAA
Molecule: messenger RNA, 2655 nt
Organism: Lepus europaeus (European hare)
Lineage: Eukaryota; Metazoa; Chordata; Mammalia; Lagomorpha; Leporidae
Gene: TOMM40L
Product: translocase of outer mitochondrial membrane 40 like
Exons: 10
Coding region: 262-1188 (308 amino acids)
Biological process (GO): protein import into mitochondrial matrix
Cellular component (GO): mitochondrial outer membrane; mitochondrial outer membrane translocase complex
Molecular function (GO): transmembrane protein transporter activity
Source: RefSeq, a predicted model, not a curated record